This is a messenger RNA of Arabis nemorensis, 6624 nucleotides long. Lineage: Eukaryota; Viridiplantae; Streptophyta; Magnoliopsida; Brassicales; Brassicaceae. The record is from the annotation of a GenBank genome assembly.
AUGAGUUCUUCAAUAGCUGCGCAGUUACAGGCAAUCAAAUCGGUGUUACAAGUCGAUACAGAGCCUUCGAGGAGACCUUAUACACGCCCUUCGAUUCUCUUCAGUCCUAAAGAAGCAGCAGAUUUCGAUAUCGAAUCUAUAUACGAACUCGGGAUCAAAGGUCUCGAAGUGCUUGGGAACAAAGAUGAGAGGUUUAAGAAUUACUUGAGCGAUUUGUUUAGUCAUAAAAGUAGAGAAAUUGAUAGGGAAUUGCUGGGGAAGGAAGAAAAUGCUCGGAUUAAUGCAUCAAUCAGUUCUUAUCUUCGGUUACUAUCGGGCUAUCUUCAGUUUCAUGCUUCCUUGGAGACACUUGAGUAUUUGAUACGAAGAUACAAGAUUCAUAUAUACAAUGUAGAAGAUGUGGUUUUAUGUGCUUUGCCGUACCACGACACACAUGCAUUUGUCCGUAUUGUUCAGUUGCUUUCGACUGGCAAUAGCAAGUGGAAAUUUUUGGAUGGUGUGAAAAAUUCUGGUGCUCCGCCCCCUAGAUCGGUUAUUGUUCAGCAAUGUAUACGUGAUAUGCAGGUGUUGGAGACCAUAUGUGACUAUGCAUCUCGUAGUAAAAAAUAUCAGCCUUCAAAGCCCGUGGUUAGCUUCUCCACAGCAGUUGUUGUUGAGCUUCUAGGUUCGGUUACAACUGUUGAUGGAGAUAUUGUAAAGCAUAUUUUGCCUUUUGUGGACGCUGGUCUUCAAUCUGGCGUGAAAGUAUGUUUAGAUCAGCAGGCUGGUGCGUUAAUGAUUGUUGGCAUGUUGGCGAACAGAGCCUCUCUGAAUAAUAAUCUUAUCAAACGUUUCAUGAGGUCCAUCAUUGACGUUGCCCGUGAACACGACAAAGAAUCCUCUGAUCCUCAUUGGCUUCGAUUGACAUUUAUGGCACUGAUUAAUUUUGUUCAGCUGCAAUCCGUGGACUUGAUCCCAAAGAAAGCUUUGGAUGUUUUAAAGGAAAUAAGGGAUAUUUCUGGUGUGCUUUUGGGCUUGUCCAAAGAAUUCAAUAUCAAGAGAUUCCUAGCAGUGCUACUGGAUUCUUUUCUUCUUUACAGUUCGUCCGAUGAUCAAUGCCGUGAAGCUCUAACUUCGAUAAUUGAUACUAUUCCAGCAAACAAUUUGGUUGAUCAUUUGAUCUCCAAGGUUUUCUCUUUGUGCAUGACACAAUACCAGAAGAGUAGUGAUUUUACAUCUGGGAGCUGGGCCAAGAAGAUUCUUGUUGUUGUAAGCAAGAAGUAUCCAACUGAAAUCCGUGCAGCGGUUCAAAUAUUUAUGGAGGAUACUAAUGUUCAGUCAAAGAAAGAGGAUUUAAAGCUAGAGUUGUUGGCUCGCAUGCUGGAUGGGAAUUCAGGCAUAUCCCAGCCGUUCUUGGAUUCAAAAUUGUGGUUCCGCCUCCACCAUCCACGGGCUGCUGUACGUUGUGCUGCGCUUUCUAGUCUAAAUGGUGUUCUCAAGGCUGAUAGCUCCACCCAGAACCUUGUCACAAUUCAGGAUGUUAUACUGCGCCAGCUUUGGGAUGAUGAUCUGGCUGUUGUUCAGGCUGCCUUGUCUCUUGAUCAAUUGCCGAAUAUAGUAACCUCUUCUAGUCUUCUAGAUGCUUUGCUUCAUGUGGUUAAACGGUGUGUUGGCAUUAUCCUAUCAGGAGUAUCACAUAAGGUUCAACUUGCAGUUGAUGUUGUUGCAUUGUCUCUCAAAAUUGCUGUCUCAAGCUUCUGUAAUCAAGCAGACUCUAUAGAGAAAGUUACCUCUGCGAUGUUCCCAUUUCUCUUAAUUCAGCCGAAGACUUGGAACUUGAAUCUACAAGUGCUGAAACUGGGGAAGGAUGUUAACUGGCCACUUUUCAAGAAUCUUGUUGCUGAUGAUGGAAUGAAAAAACUCCCAGAUAUCAUGUCUGGAAACAUAUCCUCGAUAAGCAUGGAUAUUAUCAAUAAUUUGGGUGAGGCACUUUCCUUGGAACCUGAUGAGCGUAGGAUUGAGCUUAUUGAGAGUUCUUGCAACUUCAAGCUAUCUGAAGUUUUGGAAUCCUGCAGCAAUAUCAAUUUGACAGAACAGGAGCGUAACAAUUUGCAGAAGGGACUGUUGAUCCGUGAAAGUGUGUCUGCGUUGAACAUGGAUAUCAUUAACAAGUUGGUGGACACGUUUAUGAGGCACCCUGGUGACUUUAUUCAGUGGCUUACUGCUAGUUGCCAAGAUGCACCCUUGUCCAAGAUACUAUUUUUUAUGUUGUUGAUGCAGUCACUGCACAAGUUGAAUUCUUCAUCUGACCCUAGCCAAUUUUUGGAUCUUUUCGAACUUUGCUUUCCUGCUUUGAAGACCGAGUGGGAAGAGCUUGAGGUUGCGGUUGAAGUUUCUUUGAAAGAGCUGUCGAAAAGCAACUGCCAAGAACUCUUAUAUCAACUUUUUGAUACCUCUGAUUUUACUGGACUGAAUUCAAAGCUUCUGAUCUGCUUGUUUUGGAAGUUGGCCGAGUCAUUUAUGAAACUUGAACCUACCCAUGUCUCUUCGGUUUUUAGCAGAAGGUUGUGUAGCGGAAUUGAGGUCUUGUUUUUCUUUUUUGCAACAACUCGAUCACGGCAUGUCUUCCAGGAACACCUUCACUAUCGUGUGAGAGAAGCCCAAGUCUGUCCCGUUUUGUUUCUAUCCCAACUUAUAUCACGAGAAGAUGUUCCUCCUAUGGUCCAAAUUGAAAGUCUCAAAUGCUUUUUGUAUCUUUGCUCCAACGGGAAUAAUGAAUGGGCGAUUCAAAUUUUAUCUAGCUUUCCUGUACUUUUGGUUCCCCUGUCGAGUGAUAAUCAAGCUCUUAAAGUAGCGGCCAUGAAUUGCAUUGAGGCCCUUGUCAACCUACGGUGCCGUGUUGAUUCUAGCAAAAAAAAUGGGAGUGCUGCAAUCUGUAGUAGUUCUUUUGAUGAACUUUUGGGAAUGAUCGUUCAACAAAGGAGGUUUAUAUUGUCGGACAAUAAGUUUCUUCCAUCCUACUUGACAUCGUUGCUCAGCUCAACCCCUAAUGACAUUCUAGUGCCAGUCGACCUGCAAAAAAGGUUUGAUACACCAACAAAAGAAAGCAUUCUUUCGUUCAUAUUAUUGUGUGCCCAAGAACUGCCUGCUUAUGGGAAGCUAAGAGUCUUGUCACUGCUAAAAGGUAUGGGCAUCAUGCUUCUGCAUGAUGAAAAUGUUAAGUUAUUGUCUCAACUUCUGGAUAGACGUAGUCAAUACUACUUUAAACUGGACAAGACUUCCCAGCCAUUAUCAGACACUGAGAUCAAUUUAUUGUGCGUUCUUCUGGAGUGCUCCAUGAUGCGUUCAGCGUUUAAAGGGCAGUCUCUUGAUGAUCAUCUACUAAAUGCAUUGAAAAUGGAUUGUAUGGCACUAGAACAUUCUGCUAUUAUCUCUCCAUGUCUUACUAUUUUGGAGAAGCUAAGCAAUCAAUUUUAUGCUGAACUGAAGACUGAGGUUCAGAUUCGUUUUUUCCACAAGCUGGUGUCUAUGUUUCGAAGUGCAAAUGGCAGAAUACAGUGUGCUGCCAAAGAAGCUGUCUUACGCCUGAAGAUUUCUUGCUCAACGGUUGUCCAUGCCCUUGAUCGUAUCACUCAACAGGAUAAUCUUGUUAUGGAUUCUCUGAGCAAGAAGAAGAAACAGAAGAAAAAUUCAAAGUCAUGUUCCGAAGAAGACGUAAAUAGUGGGGAACUUCUUAGAGGAGAAAAGGCUCUCUUUUUUAUUACCUCAUUACUUGACAUGCUGCUUCUAAAGAAAGAUCUAGCUCACAGGGAGUCGCUUGUAGGGCCUUUGUUUAAGCUCCUAGGAAGGUCUAUGUCUAAUGAAUGGGCAACAAUUGCUUCGUCCGUUGAGGAAACCCCAGUCCAACCUCCUCAGGAUGUUCGGGAAACAACUCAGACCUCUAUUUCUUCCAUCCAACAGACAGUGCUAUUGAUCCUGAAAGAUAUCUUUGAUUCACCGAAUAUAAAUCCUUUGAAGGCUGACAUAGCCAAUGAAAUCAAUAUCAAAUUGCUGGUUGAGUUUGCUCAAUCAUCAAAUGAUGGAGUCACACGGAACUACAUCUUCUCCCUCUUCACUUCAAUUGUUAAAAUUGUCCCAGAUAGAGUUUUGGACCAUAUUAUCAGCAUACUCACACUUGUUGGUGAAUCAACAGUGACACAGUUUGAUAGCCACUCGAAGUCUAUCUUUGAGGGAUUUAUAUCAGCUGUCAUCCCAUUUUGGCUAUCUAAGACUAAAAGCGAGGAGCAGUUGCUGCRGAUUUUUGUCAAAGUGUUACCUGACAUUGUUGGGCAUAGAAGGCGUUCAAUUGUAGCUUACCUGCUGGAAGUUAUCGGUGAACAAAAUGGAUUGCCUACUUUGCUUGUCCUCUUAUUCCAGUCCUUGAUUUCAAGGAAAGACACAGCUUGGCUUGGUAAUGCCCAGACUUCUGAAAGUUUUACCUCCGUUGUCAAGAGAGAGUGGGAGUAUGCUUUUGCCGUGGAAAUAUGCGAACAAUAUUCUUCUUCGACAUGGCUCUCAUCCCUAGUUAUGCUUCUUCAAAGUACCAGCAAAGACAGUUCUAGUAAUCAAUGUUUCUUGCAGAUGCGGCUUGUCUUAGAAUUUAUAUUCCAGAAGUUGCAAGACCCAGGAUUUGCAUAUGCAGUGUCACUUGAACCAAAAAAUAAUCUUUCAGAUGGCAUUCAGCAAGAACUACAGGAGCUUAUGAAGGGUUGUAUACAUCUCCUGCAAGCUGUUGAUGGUGCAAAGGAGAAAGAUGUGACUUCUGCAGUUAGAAAGGAAAUCAGAAUGCGUAUACAUGAUGUCUUGAUGACUGUCACGGGAGCGAUGGAUCUAUCUAUAUAUUUCAGAGUUGUUACUAGCUUGCUGAAGCAGCAGUCGGAUCGUAAUGGGACCAAAAAGGUACUUGGGCUUAUAAGUGAGAGAGCCAAGGACACCUUUUCUACUAAACUAAAACAAAAACAGAAGAGGAGGCUCCCCAAUCAGAAAAGAGGAAAUCCUUGGUUGAACUUGGAUGAGGUUGCUAUUGAAUCUUUCGGGAAGAUGUGUGACGAAAUUGUCCAUCUAAUUGAUGGAACAGAUGACGAGUCAAGUGUUCCAGCUAAACGAGCUGCCAUUUCUACACUGGAAGUUUUGGCUGGCAGGUUUCCGUCAGGUCAUCCAAUCUUCAGCAAAUGUCUUGCAUCUGUUGCAGAAGGCAUCAGCUCAAAGAACUUGGGAGUUUCUUCAAGCUGUCUUCGUACAACCGGUGCCCUGAUCAAUGUUCUUGGACCAAAGGCACUCGUUGAACUUCCAAGCAUAAUGAAAAAUUUGGUAAAACAAUCACACGAAGUAUCAUCUGCAUCCAAGAGUGGUGGUAAAGCAACAGCCGAAGAACAGUUGCUCAUGCUGUCUAUUCUGGUCACUUUGGAAGCAGUGAUCGAUAAACUUGGAGGUUUCUUAAAUCCUCAUCUUGGAGAUAUUCUUAAACUCAUGGUCCUGCAUCCUGAAUAUGUUUCUGACUUCGACAAGAAUCUCAAGUCCAAAGCAAAUGCCAUUAGGAGGCUCUUAACUGACAAAAUUCCGGUUCGUCUUACUCUGCAACCUCUUCUACGAAUAUAUGAAGAGGCUGUUAGUUCUGGGAACGCAAGCUUGGUGAUUGCUUUUGAGAUGUUAGAAAAUCUGGUUGUUAACAUGGAUAGAUCAUCUAUUGUUACCAACCAUGGGAAGAUUUUUGACCAAUGCUUAGUUGCGCUUGAUAUUCGACGGCAAAAUCCAGCAGCAAUUCAGGACAUUGAUGAUGCUGAGAGGAGUGUAACUAAUGCAAUGGUUGCUCUCACAAAAAAACUAACUGAGUCUGAGUUCAGACCUCUCUUUGUCAGAAGUAUUGAUUGGGCAGAGUCGGAUAUUGUAGACAUAUCUGGGAGCGAAAACAAGAGUAUUGACCGAGCUAUAUCAUUCUAUGGUCUGGUGAAUAAACUUUGUGACUCCCACAGGUCUAUCUUUGUACCGUAUUUCAAAUUCAUGCUUGAUGGUAUUGUAUCGCAUCUCACCAAUUCAGAGGCUUCAGCUACAACCAGGAAGAAAAAGAGAGCCAAAAUUCAGGAAACAGAUGACUCUUUACCACCAAAAAGCUGGCAUCUUAGGGCUUUGGUGCUUUCUUCCUUGAAGAACUGCUUUCUGCAUGAUACUGGAAGCUUCAAGUUUCUCGAUACGAAUAACUUCCAGGUGCUACUGAAGCCUAUUGUAUCACAGCUUGUAGUUGAACCGCCUUCUUCUUUGAAGGAGCAUCCACAUGUACCAUCAGUAGUAGAGGUUGAUGACUUGUUGGUUUCAUGCAUCGGUCAAAUGGCAGUAGCAUCUGGCUCUGACCUCCUCUGGAAACCACUGAACCAUGAGGUGCUGAUGCAAACAAGGAGUGAGAAACUGCGUUCGAGGAUAUUGGGUUUGAGAAGCGUGAAACAGAUGCUUGAUAAUCUGAAAGAAGAGUAUCUUGUGUUGCUCGCCGAAACCAUUCCAUUCUUGGGUGAACUACUCGAAGACGUUGAGCUAUCUGUUAAAUCUUUGGCUCAAGAUAUCAUCAAACAGAUGGAAGAUAUGAGCGGUGAGAGUCUGACGCAACACCUCUGA